Molecule: messenger RNA, 807 nt
Organism: Suillus subaureus
Lineage: Eukaryota; Fungi; Basidiomycota; Agaricomycetes; Boletales; Suillaceae
Exons: 2
Coding region: 1-807 (268 amino acids)
Source: RefSeq, a predicted model, not a curated record
AUGUCAGCAGAACCCGUAGACCUUUCCACCAUGGCCCGUUCCAAGUUACAUUCAGCUAUGGGAGGCAGCCUCCACCGCUGGGUACUUCUCAAAAAUUCCAUAUUUCGGCCACCUCGUGCCUCCUAUGAGCCCAGUGUGGCGACCAGUUCUUCCUAUUCGAAACAUAUUUAUAUUUCAAGCGAUGAUAGGGAUAACGAAGACGAUGAUGAUGAAGACGAGUUGGAUUCGUUCAUGUUCCCUGAUGCUUCCAAACUUGUGGGGGUCGGAGCCAGUACAUCCGAAGCUGAGUGGCUCGACUCACUUUUAGAAUCCCUAGUCGAAGAUGAUGAAGAUCCCCCACUUAGCCCCUUAACGUCACCAAUGUCUUCGUCGGACGACCUACUCAGCCAUCAAGCAUAUGUUGUGCCAUAUCCUGUGCCAUAUCCGCCAUUCCAUCCACCACUUGUUCAUCCAUAUGACCUUGGUCCCAUCAUUGAGUCUCCUGUUUCACCAUUUCCAGCGUAUGACGCUUUGCCGUACUAUGAUGCCGAUGAGUUAGACGAUCUAUCGGUCCCAGAAGCUAUAGAGGACACCUCCGACGACGAGUCCGACGCCCUUUCUACACCUUCCCUAGGGCGCUCGUCAGAACUUGACUUCGUGGACCCGACGUCCCUCCCUCUUCCAGGGCAACGGAGGAGGCGACGGUCACAGCCUCAUGUGUACAUCCGACACCCGGAUUCUUAUUUUGAUCGUUAUGCGCUCGACCCCCUUCCAUUUCCCGAUGAAGAUCACUCCACUUCGUAUAAUGCUGUCUAUCAUGAAUGUUAG